Hordeum vulgare subsp. vulgare (domesticated barley) is the source of this 1754-nucleotide messenger RNA. RefSeq names its product cytochrome P450 71A1-like. Gene Ontology annotation, molecular function: heme binding; iron ion binding; monooxygenase activity. The transcript is spliced from 2 exons. The coding region runs from base 87 to 1673 and encodes 528 amino acids. The record is from RefSeq and is a predicted model, not a curated record. NCBI's taxonomy places the organism in Eukaryota, Viridiplantae, Streptophyta, Magnoliopsida, Poales, Poaceae.
GAAAGAAGGAUGUGCACGCACAUCAACCAACAGUAUAUAGACACGAGCAGUGUACGCCUGUACUUGCGGCGCAUUGCGAUAUAGACAUGGACGCCUCGUCGCUUCUUCCACUGUUGCAUGGUGCACCCCUGCUCUUCCUCAGCCUGCUUGUGUCAAUCUUCGUCUCUUUCCUCCUCCUCUUCGCCAAGAAGCCUCGUACAUCCCGCGGCAAUGGCGGCCCACGUCUGCCUCCGUCGCCGUGGGGCUUUCCCAUCCUCGGCCAUCUCCCUCUUCUCGGCCCCCUGCCGCACCGGAAGCUCCGGUCCCUGGCCGAGGCGCACGGCCCCGUCAUGCUCCUGCGCCUCGGCGGCGUGCCCACCGUCGUGGCCUCGUCGGCGGACGCGGCGCUGGAGGUCAUGAAGACCCACGACCUGGCCUUCGCGAGCCGCCCCGUGGUGCGCAUGGCGGAGCGCCUCUUGUACGGGCGCGACAUGGCCUUCGCCCCCUACGGGCACUACUGGCGGCAGGCGCGCCGCGUCUGCGUGCUCCACCUCCUCAGCGCCCGCCGCGUGGCCUCCUUCCGCCGCGUCCGGGAGCAGGAGACCGGCGCCCUGGUCGACCGUGUCCGACGCGCUGCCUGUGCCUGCUCGCGGCCCGAGGAUAACGUCGUGAACCUGACCGACGAGCUCAUAUCCUACACAAGCGCCGUCAUCUCGCGGGCCGCGUUCGGGGACGAAGGAGGGCAUGGUAUCGACGACGACCUGACGGAGGUGUUCGCCGACUUCGAGGAGCUGCUCGGGACGGCCACGGUUGGGGAGUUCGUGCCGUGGCUGGCGUGGGUGGAUACGGUGAUGGGGCUGGACGCCAAGGUGGCACGGUCGCGCAAGGUGAUGGACAGGCUUCUCGAACGGGUCAUCUCGGACCACCGCCAGCGGCGUCUCGGCAGAGGACGGCGGCUCGUUGGCGACGGGGAGGAGGAUCACCGAGACUUCGUGGACGUGCUGCUGGACGUCAGCGAGGAUGGAGAAGACUCCGGAGGAGUCCGGUUCGACACGGUCGGCAUCAAGGCCAUUAUCCUGGACAUGUUCGCCGCGGGCACCGACACGACCUACACGACUCUGGUAUGGGCCGUGGCGGAGCUCAUCAACAACCCAUCCGAGAUGCACAAGCUCCAGGCCGAGAUCCGCGCGGCCGUCAAUGGCGCCAGCCGCGUCACCGAGGACCAUCUCGAGCAUAUGAGCUACCUCAGGGCCGUGAUCAGGGAGACCCUCCGGCUGCACGCGCCUCUGCCGCUCCUCCUGCCCCGGGAGACGCUCGAGGACACGGAGCUGCUCGGUUACCGCGUCCCGGCGCGGACCCGCGUGGUGGUGAACGCCUGGGCCAUCGGCCGCGACCCGGCGACGUGGGAGCGCGCCGAGGAGUUCGUCCCGGAGAGGUUCGCGGAUGGCCCGGCGGAGUACGUGCUGGGGCAGGACUUCAGGUUCGUGCCGUUCGGCGCCGGAAGGAGGGGGUGCCCCGGAGUCGGCUUCGCCGUGCCGUCCAUCGACCUGGCGCUCGCGAGCAUGCUGUACCAUUUCGACUGGGAGCUGCCACCGGCGGCCGGGGCGUCGAAGCUGGACAUGAGCGAGAUGUAUGGGCUGUCUGUCCGGCUCAAGGCCACGCUGCAUCUGGUUGCUAAGCCGUGGUCUCCUUGACGCCUCUGUAUUUGCGACUUUGGGAUUGCUUCAACUGCCAGAAAUGGUUUUCUAUCAUGCACGAAAUAUGUUGUGUAUGUA